Molecule: messenger RNA, 4967 nt
Organism: Antechinus flavipes (yellow-footed antechinus)
Lineage: Eukaryota; Metazoa; Chordata; Mammalia; Dasyuromorphia; Dasyuridae
Gene: SLC38A2
Product: solute carrier family 38 member 2
Exons: 16
Coding region: 554-2086 (510 amino acids)
Biological process (GO): L-glutamine transport; amino acid transmembrane transport
Molecular function (GO): L-glutamine transmembrane transporter activity
Source: RefSeq, a predicted model, not a curated record
CCUCUCCGCGGGCUGUCUCCUCCCUCCCGCUGACGUAGUCUGUUACUUACGAGUCUAUAACCCGGAGCUCGGAGAAAUUCUUCAGAGCCGCGCGACGUCGUUCCCGAGCCCGUCCUUACUGCGGGAGGGUCCGCCUUGGCCCCGCCGUCCACCACGCGUCCUCCCAGCCCCACAGACACCUAGCUACGCUGCCCUUUCCUUCAGGACCGCUCGGGAUUUGGGUGGGGACUCAGCAUUUUUUUUUUCCGCUCAAUUCUUGUUUUGGGCUGUUUGUAGUUCUUUUGUUUGUUUUACGGUUUGGGCUUUCAUUGAAAAUUGAUUGGCGAAACCAUUUUAGUGAGAGUUGGAACCAGAACCAAGAACGCUCGAAGUCAUAUAAGACUGGGCGAGUGUGCGCUGCACCCAGCCGCAAAGGACAAAAGGAGCGGAGCUGAACCUUUGGAUUGAUUGCAUACAUUGAGGCAGCAGCGCUCCAGGGACCACCGACUUCGUUCUUCUUUGACUCCCAAACUAAGCCAAGUCUCCUCUGCUCCUUCCCCGUCUGCGUCCCAUCAUGACUAAAACAGAAAUGGGCAGGUUUAACAUUUCUCCAGAUGAAGACAGCAGUAGCUACAGUUCCAACAGCAAUGAUUUCACUUAUUCAUAUCCCACCAAACAAGCUGCUAUGAAGAAGAGCCAUUAUGUAGACAUGGAUCCUGAAAAUCAAAACUUUUUGCUUGAAUCGAAUUUGGGAAAGAAGAAGUAUGAAACAGACUUUCAUCCAGGUACGACUUCUUUUGGUAUGUCAGUAUUUAAUCUGAGCAAUGCUAUUGUGGGCAGUGGAAUCCUGGGGCUUUCUUAUGCCAUGGCUAACACUGGAAUUGCCCUUUUUGUAAUUCUUUUGACAUUUGUGUCAAUAUUUUCCCUGUAUUCUGUUCAUCUCCUUUUGAAGACAGCAAAUGAAGGAGGGUCUUUAUUAUACGAGCAAUUAGGACAUAAAGCAUUUGGUCUGGCUGGAAAGCUUGCAGCUUCUGGAUCAAUUACAAUGCAAAACAUUGGAGCUAUGUCAAGCUACCUCUUCAUAGUGAAAUAUGAGUUACCGUUGGUGAUCCAGGCAUUAAUGAGCAUUGAAGACAAUAAAGGAGAGUGGUAUCUGAAUGGUGACUAUUUAGUUUUGCUGGUGUCAUUGGUGCUGAUUCUUCCUUUGUCAUUGCUGAGAAAUUUAGGAUAUCUAGGAUAUACAAGUGGCUUUUCCUUACUGUGUAUGGUGUUCUUUCUGAUUGUGGUGAUGUGCAAGAAAUUUCAAAUUUCUUGUCCUUUAGAAGCUACACUGUUAAAUGAGACAGUAAAUAGCACAGUAAUGCACUUGACGUCAACUCUUACAUCUUCACCAGAAACCUCAUUUAACCUGACUAAUGAUGAUUCUUGCCAACCACGGUACUUUAUCUUCAACUCACAGACUGUCUAUGCUGUGCCAAUUCUGACAUUUUCAUUUGUCUGCCAUCCUGCCAUUCUUCCUAUUUAUGAAGAACUGAAGGGCCGAAGUCGUAGAAGAAUGAUGAAUGUGUCCAAGAUUUCCUUUUUUGCCAUGUUUCUCAUGUACCUGCUUGCCGCCAUCUUUGGAUACUUGACAUUUUACGGACAUGUCGAACCUGAACUGCUUCAUACUUACUCUGCGGUACUGGGAGCUGAUAUUAUUCUUCUCAUCGUGCGUUUGGCAGUGUUGAUGGCUGUUACACUGACAGUACCUGUAGUGAUUUUCCCAAUCCGGAGUUCACUCAUUCAGUUGUUGUGUCCAGCAAAGGAUUUCAGCUGGUGGCGUCAUAGUUUUAUUACUGUGUCUAUCUUGGGAUUUACCAAUUUGCUUGUCAUCUUUGUUCCAACUAUUAGAGAUAUCUUUGGUUUCAUUGGUGCCUCUGCUGCUGCCAUGUUGAUUUUUAUCCUGCCCUCUGCUUUUUAUAUCAAACUUGUAAAGAAAGAAUCAAUGAAAUCUGUGCAGAAGAUUGGGGCUGUAUUCUUCUUGCUAAGUGGCUUUGUUGUAAUGAUUGGAAGCAUGACUUUGAUUGUUCUUGAUUGGAUCCACAAUGCCUCUUCAGAUGGCCAUUAGCUGUCAUAACGGCAAACUUGAAUACCAGUCAACUCUCUACUCAAACGGAACUUCACUUAUGUUUGCAGUUUCACUUCCUUUUGCAAUGCAGAUUUUUUGCUGGUUCUUUUCCUGUGCAGAAUUAAUGAACUCUUUAAGAAGCUGUUCUGCAUGAAAAAAAUGGAAAUUAACAACAAACCACAUGAGUCUCCUGCUAGAGGAAGUGACAAUUUUAUUCCAUUCCAGAGAAUGGACAACUUUAACUUUUAUCAAGCCACAUGUUUGGCUUUUUUUUCAUUGUUUAACUUGGAUAUUUUAUGAUUUUACUUGAAUGUGCCUAAUGGAACCAUUUGAUGUAAGAAAUAAUUAUUAAUUUGCAGUGAAGUGUUGAAAUAACCAUUAGAGAGAACACUAUUAUUUUUUGUACCAAAAAAUACAAAGACUUCAAAAGCACUAUUUUACUUUUAAGAAAUUGCUUUUUUGAACUUUAUCCAGAUAAGGUCAUUAGACCAAAUAAAAAUAUUUCAUUAGUGUUUAAAACUAUUAGUAUUAUGAAUUAACUUGCCUUUUUAUAGGCAUAAUAAGCCAAAUACUUUUUUAUCCAAAACAAGUAAUUUUUAAAGAAAAUUAUACAUUCAGACCAAUGUGAGCAAAAAUAUAUCAUUGACUAGAAGCAUAGAUUUCAUCCAAAUCUCCAUUAACUAAAAGAUAUAAUUAGUAAACAUUUGUUAAUUGAUAUUCUCUCCCAAAUCAGUAAUAUUAAGUCUAUUUUUUGUGUUCUUUUUUUCUUGUAUCCCCCUGGUUGAUUCAAAUUACAAAAUUUUUAAAGACUUCUACCCAUUAAAACGGAAGAUGGUGAAACAAAUAUUUCUAUGAUAAAGAACUAAUAUAUAGAACUUGAGGUACCAAAUAGUGCAAUUGGGUAAAACAGGGUUUAUUCAGUUGCACCACCUAUUUCUAGAGUUACAUUGACAGCUAUGGUUAGGUUUUUCAGUCAACUGAAAAUUCAUUUGCUCCUUGCGAAUGACUUGCAGCAGUGGAUGACUAGGAUCUACUUGCUGUAGGUUUUAACCAUUGUAUUCAGAAACUUCUGAACUAACAGGAUUUCUCAUUAUUUAUCCACUAUUGGAAGUGUGAAUUACUUGAUAAAUGACUGUUUAGUUCUGUUCUUGUCUUAUCUACACUAGAGGCCUAAUACAUGGGUUAUACCAGUAUUUGGUCUAUAAUACAAGUUCUCUUUGUACAGGCAAUUAGGAUACCCAUGCAGUGAUGCUUCUUUAAACUCAUAUGCACUGGAUUGUCAUCUCAUACUUAAUCACUUUAGGAUUGUUUAUGUCUGAUCAGUGGCUAAAGAAACUAGUGCAACGUGAGUGUAAGAAGCUUUUUUGGUUCUGCAUGUUCACUUGUUUCAUUUUGAUCCCAGUUAGAGAAAAAUGUGAAUUUAAACCUGGCUUCUAAGAGCGCAUUUAUGGUGUGUUAAGGUGUAUGGUGAAUAUGUUAUCAAACAAUUGUGGUACUAUACUCAUUUGGCUUAAUGUCUAGAAACCUGAAUUUACGUAAUUCCAUAUAGUGGUUGGGAGAAGCAAUGUUGGAAUUAUCUGACUUGAAAAUUUUCUUUUGAACUGAACUAUGUUCAGUUCUAGGAAAGAGUCAGAAUUUGGCAGACAUGGUUUUAUGUCAUUCAGCAUUCUUAUGUACUCUGUGACUGGUAAGGUUAUGGACCAUGAACAUCUAUAAUUUAUAGAUCUCAUGCAACUGGAAGAUAACCAGUAGUGAUAAUAUUGAAUGAGACCAAUGGUUAAUUUUAUAUUUAAAAUUAUUAGGUACAAUCUAGAGAAUAUGCACUGUUGUUUUGUUUUAUAUAUUUUUGAGUGGGCCAUCACUACCCCAUAUGGAUUCCAGAACUCAAUUCUAGUUCAAACCAAGAACUGGCAUUCCUCCUUGAGCUCUUGGAAAUACUUGCUAGCUAAAUUAGCAUCUGAAAACUAUAGGGGAAUGCCAUGUGAAGACUUUUUUUUUUUUAAAACAUAUCUCAUUCUUAAAUGGAUGAGAUCAUUUUAGGUCAUUUAUUUUUCCCAGCAAAAUCAGGAAAAAAAGAACAAUUCCUUUUCUUACAACAGAAGGAUGUCAUAAGUCUCCCCUAUCAUCUUUGGCUGUUACCACUUGGCUAGGCUGUAUUCCAAUGCAUGAUUUUUCCUACAAGUUAACCUGUCUGCCUUGAGGUUCCUAAAACAUAUCCUCAUUAAUGAGCAAUCUUCAGUAUUAAACCACUGUCUUGUCACCUUGUUUUUACAUUACUGUCUUCCACAGAUAUUUCAGUCAUAACUGUAAUAUAAUUUAUAGAACAACAUUAACCCAUUAAAGCUAACCUAUUUUUCAAUAUUUAUGAUACUCUGUACAUAUAUCAUGUGUCAGUAUAUAUUUGUAAAUAAGUUGUAUAUAAUACAAGUUUGGGUAUUGGGUUUAAAUGUACAUACUCUUCUUAGUUUACUACUUCUUUAUGAUGGUAUGCCUCUGUAAGUAAUGUUCCCUUAAAAAUUGCCGUAUGGACAAUUAGAAUUAAAUGAGCUACCAACUUGUGUAAGAACACAUACAAAAAUUUAAAUUGUAUUUGCAAUAAACAAGCCUCUUUUAAAUCAGAAACCUUUAAGAAAUCAAAAUAGAGCAGAUUCAUUUUCGUUUCAUGGAGGUUUUAUUUUUUAAAAUGCAAUAGUUACAAAUGUGAUCUGUUGAAAAAGGCCUUCCUACACAGGUAUUAAAAAUCUGUACAUAUUGUAUAUACUCACUGUACUGUAAGGUCCAACAAUUCAAAUAUGGUUUGUUGGCAAAGAGUGCUUCACCGUUUCAAUGAAACAUUGUAUGUUUUAAAUAAACUAAAAUAAAUAUGUGCUUAAUCUGUAAA